GAAGUUCAAAACAAUGUAAACAAUACAACAACGGGAAACCGAAAAUGAUUGAAUACAUGUAUAUUGUUAUUUUCUUAAUUCUUAUAACAGGAUGUGAAUCGAACGCAUUUUCUGUUACCUUUGAUCCUAAGUCAAUAAUUUCGACCACUUCAAAACAAUUUGUCGGUGUGACGUUAGAUACUGGUCUCCUCAGAGUUCGGUGGGAUAAAUUGGAUUUUAGGUCACCCAAAGUGUUGACACUGGCUAAAGGUUUAUCGCCAUACUCCAAGACAUACCUCAGACUGGGUGGUACUGCUGCAGAUUUUUGUACAUUUACUCUUUCAAACAAUACUAGUAGAAAUAUUAAAAAGUUACAUCCAGGAAGAUUGUCAAAGGAUGAUCUUCUAUUUCAUUUAAAGAGGAACAAACACAAGAAUCUCACAGAGUUCUUUAUGACAGGAAUAACUUGGGAUGAAAUUCAUGAGUUUGUUCAGGAAGCCAAAUUGGAUUUGAUCUUUGACCUCAACGUGCUGAAGAGAACAAAAGAUCAGAAAUGGAACAGCACAAAUGCUAUAGAGCUACUGAAGUAUACCCAAGGGCGAGGUUACACAAUGGCAGGAUGGGAACUAGGAAAUGAGCCCAACAGCUUCCAUCAUUUGAACUCAUCUUUAAAUGUCACUGCAGAAUCACUUGGAGAUGAUUUCUUUCAAUUAUCACAAAUUUUGAACCAAUUUCCUAAAAUCAAAGGGAGUGUAUUGACUGGACCAAGCACAACACAGCUGAAUAAGAAACCAACCAUCAAAUAUUUCUCUGAUUUCAUGGCGACAGAAGGAGGAAGAGAAGUGACAUCUCCAAAUUUUCACCAAUACUAUGUUAAUGGAAGAAUUGCCACAGUGGAUGACUUUACAAACUCAGAAGUCCUAGACAGCCUACAGGAUGAGCUUAGGACUGGGAACAGGAUCAUUGAGGCUACUGGUAGGAAGCGUAAACUGUGGCUAGGAGAGACAAGCUCUGCCUAUGGAGGGGGAGCAGAUGGACUGUCAGACGCCUAUGUGGCUGCAUUCAUGUGGUUAGACAAGUUAGGAAUAUCAGCCAAGAACAAUGUAGAUGUUGUACUGAGGCAGAGCUUUUAUGGAGGGAAAUACGCCCUGCUAGAUGCCACAACAGUAGAUCCAAAUCCUGACUACUGGCUUACUGUGUUGUACAAGCGAUUGGUCGGAAACAAAGUCCUUAACGUCAUCUCCUCACCGCUCUCUGGAGACGUCAGGUUUUAUGCCCAUUGUUCAGCAGAGGGGUUUCCCCAAGGAUCAGUGACAGUCUACGGAAUGAAUUUAUUGUCCAAAGGGGUCAAUGUGACAUUUCCCCAGUUUGAAGCUCAACUUAAAAUUUAUCUCUUAUCUGCUCCAAACCAAAACCUGAAAUCUAGAUUUGUAAACUUGAAUGGGAUUACCCUGGAGAUGACCUCUGACACAAGCCUACCAGAGCUGACCCCAAGGUCAGGGCCAAAUCUGCUGUUUCUGCCACCAUUUUCCUAUGUUUUUAUCGUAGCUGAUAACAAAAUCUACAGUAAAAGUUGUCUAGACACCUGAAAUGAGUGAUAUCUAGUAGUUAUGUAAGAUUUAUAACAAUACAUGUAAAUAGAGGAAAGACUGUCUAGAGACUUUUUGAGACCUCAUAACAAUGUCUCAAUACCAUGAAAUACCAAAGCUGUGAUUCUGAAUAUGCAGGCGGUAAAAAACUGAUUGCCUUGUGGGAAUCUCUUGGGCUCUGUCAAGUGCGAUAGUGACAUUUAACUACAGAUUGGUGCUUUUAUGUCAUUUACUUGAAUAUUUGAUCGAAUCUCUCUGGAGUGUUUUAGAGUGUUGGUGCAAAUCUGACAUAUAGAAAACUACAGGGCUUAAAUGUCAUCUAAUUUGAUUUUAUUUUUUUUAAAGUGAACUUUAUGCAAGUUUCCAUGGUUGACUGUUAUUAUAUGGAUCUUGAAUCUUGCAUAAAGCGUACAUGUAUAUUUGCAAACAAAAGAGAGAGAGAGAGAGAGAGAGAGAGAGAGAGAGAAUUUUGAGAUAAUUUGUACAUAUGAUGUUUAUACUGCUGUUGAUAAUAAAUGAUGAAAAUA
Molecule: messenger RNA, 2095 nt
Organism: Magallana angulata
Lineage: Eukaryota; Metazoa; Mollusca; Bivalvia; Ostreida; Ostreidae
Product: heparanase-like
Exons: 10
Coding region: 45-1568 (507 amino acids)
Cellular component (GO): membrane; extracellular matrix
Molecular function (GO): hydrolase activity, acting on glycosyl bonds
Source: RefSeq, a predicted model, not a curated record